This is a messenger RNA of Hippoglossus stenolepis (Pacific halibut), 2257 nucleotides long. It is a transcript of the gene cacng5b, whose product is annotated as calcium channel, voltage-dependent, gamma subunit 5b. Bases 223 to 1053 code for a protein of 276 amino acids. Gene Ontology annotation, biological process: positive regulation of synaptic transmission, glutamatergic; neurotransmitter receptor transport, postsynaptic endosome to lysosome; regulation of AMPA receptor activity. NCBI's taxonomy places the organism in Eukaryota, Metazoa, Chordata, Actinopteri, Pleuronectiformes, Pleuronectidae. The transcript has 6 exons. Gene Ontology annotation, cellular component: AMPA glutamate receptor complex; postsynaptic density membrane. Gene Ontology annotation, molecular function: channel regulator activity; voltage-gated calcium channel activity. The record is from RefSeq and is a predicted model, not a curated record.
AUGAGGAGCAGACGCUGUGAUUCUCUGACGUGCUGCUGUUCGUCUUGAAGGAAUCACAGAAUCACAGAAUCACGGAGCAGCUUCGCUUCUUGUUUCUCUUCUGAUCGUCUCUUCACAGACAAACACUUCUUCUCUCCUCCAUCACUGAGCCACAGGAUCUUUUUUUACAUCCACAACUUUCACUCUGUGCUGAGCGGAGCCUCGAACAGAUUGCUGGUCACCAUGAGCGCCUGCAGCAGGAAGGCCCUGACUUUGCUGAGCAGCGUCUUUGCAAUCAGCGGCCUGGGGCUGCUGGGAGUGGCCGUCAGCACCGACUACUGGUUGUACCUGGAGGAGGGCGUCAUUUUGCCUCUGAACCAGAGCACUGACAUCAAGACGGCGCUGCACUCGGGCCUCUGGAGGGUCUGCUCCCUCGCUGGUGACGACUCUGGUCGGUGUUUUACCAUCGAGUACAUCAUGCCCAUGAACGUCCAGGUGACGUCCGAGUCCACGGUGAACAUGCUCAAGAUGAUCCGCUCAGCCACUCCCUUCCCUCUGGUCAGCCUGUUCUUCAUGUUCAUCGGUUUUGUCCUCAGCAACAUCGGGCACGUGCGACCACACCGCACCAUCCUGGCCUUCGUCUCUGGAAUCUUCUUCAUCCUCUCAGGUCUGGCUCUGGUGUUGGGCCUGGUGCUGUAUAUUUCCAGUAUCAAUGAUGAAAUGUUGAACAGGACUAAAAGCAGUGAAGCCUAUUUUACCUACAAGUACGGCUGGUCCUUUGCCUUCGCUGCCAUCUCCUUCCUGCUCACUGAGAGUGCGGGUGUCAUGUCCGUCUACCUGUUCAUGAAGCGCUACACAGCAGAGGAGAUCUACCAGCCUCACCACCCCAGCUUCUACCGCCCUCGUCUCAGCAACUUCUCCGGCCACUCGGGCCAGUUCCUCCACCCACAGGCCUGGUCCCGUGGACGAAGUCCCUCAGACAUCUCCAGCGACGCUUCGCUCCAGAUGAGCAUCGGCUACCCUGUCCUCCUCAAAUGCCCCGACUACGACCAGGUGUCCUCUUCCCCCUGUUGAGGGGUCUUCCAUCACACCAGAGGACACCUGAAGGUUACUGGAGGGUCGUGGAAGAUCCAAUAGGGUCAAAAGUUCAGGUGAGGACAGAGCUUUCUUCCAAGAAAAAGCUGCAAUUGAGGAUUGUUGUUUUUUUUUUUCUGUGAGAAAAUAUAAAAAAUAUUCGAAGCCUUGUUUGCAGCAUUUUUUUUCAAAGGGUCAGUGAUGCUCUUUGUGAAUUUGUUGUUGAAACCGACCCUACAUCUUAGUUGUAAAGAUUCUUUCUGAGAAAAGUCUAAAAAACUUUGAAUCUGAACUGUUUUUUUUACAGUAGAUUAGUUCUUGUUUUAACUUCAUCUGAAAAGGAGAGACAUUUUAUUUUGGUCAUCUGUGCAUUUUCUCCACAUCACUGCAUUUCUAAAAACUACCUGACAGCAAAACCGUCCACAUUGGGCUCCUCCAGUCCUCCUGGCAAAAUGUCAACACACUGAACCCCAACAUUUCGACCCUCAACCCUGCUGAAGUGAACUUACUCUGUAGGUACUGACUCCCAAUUCAAAUUCAAAACAGAGAGUAGUGUAUAUGUAAGAGGACGGCGAACAGGAUAACAGCUGUGAAAACUGAUGUGUAAAUAAAUACUGAAUGAUUAAAGUGAUCGUGCUGCAUUUAGGAAAGUAAUACAGACAUAAAUGAUGUACAGUUAAGUUGAAUGAAGAAUAUAUGUAACCAGGUAGCAGCAGAUGAAUAAAUACUGUAGCGUGUCAAUAAAUAUAUAUACAGCAGAUGUGUAACAGAUGAAUAAAUAUAGCAGAGAUGUUAAACUGCCAGUGCAACAGACUCAGAUUAGCUGAUACAUCAGGACUGAGCCAGAUGAGAUCACACAGAUUUGUUUUAUAUAGAUUUUUAUAGAAGAUGUACAGGUGUUGGACAUGAUUUUUAAUUCAUAGUGAGAGUUGCUGUAAAGAUGCUGGUACAUAGAAGGUGUUAUUGAUGGUGAUUGGUUGAUUAUUUUGUGUAGCAUUGAAAACCUUUGGUACAGUGUCUGAAUUCAUUUGUUAAAACCUGCCAUCAAACUGCAGUCAUUUUACAACUGCUAUGCUUCAUUAUCCCACUGAGAGGCAGCAUUCUCUUUUCUUUUUAAGUGACAUUUAACCUUCACGUUUCAGUUCAAAGUUUGUUUCAGUUGCUUUUGCACAAACACGUGUAUUUAAAUAUCAUCAGUUGAUCC